CACGCGAACAGCUCGAUCUCUCUCCUGCCUUUGUGAUCGCGGCCGGCGUCUCCUCACAGCUCCACAGUGUGCGAUUUGCCAUGGCGGAUGCCGUGAAAGGAAGUGACGCCAAGCUAGGCAAGGGGCAGCCGGCGGGCUCCGAACCGAAGAAGAGUGCCAUGAAGAUUCCCAGGGUGGACGGGUCGGCGAGUGGCAAGAAAUCAAAGAAGAAGCAGAAAAAAAAGAAGGUCAUCGACGACGCAGCAACGCAUGACGGCGUCGGAAAGAUUGCUUCGCUAGCUGCCUCCAGCAAAGACUUGAGCACGAGCUCGCUGAAGAAGCCGAAGGCUUCUAAGAAGUCCUCCAGCAAAGAAGGCAGGUCCGAUAGCAAGGCCAGCGUUUCCAAGAAGGUCCUCCACCCCAAAGCCGGCGCGGAAAAGUUGGACGGGAGCGAAGCAAAGGACGCCAUCAAGGGCAAGAAAGCCAAGAAGAAGAAGAAGAAAAAAAAAGAACCCGUCGCGUCCCAGCUGCCCAGCAGUCCCGUGGAUCUUCUCCCGCGCUCAUAUUCCGAAGCGACCCAGCAGCCGCUGCUGCUGGGUCGCUCGGCACCCAGUUCGGGUAUUCUCUCGCAUCUGGAAGCUUUUCUUGGUUACGGCGAGCGGGCGGGCACAUCGCAGUAUGCCGCCGCGGGGGCAGCACCUCAGGUCACUUCUCAAUUGCAUCCCCUGCCGUUCCUGGACACUCAGGGUUCACAAGUGCCCCCACCACCUUCCCAACUGAUAGCUGGUCAACCUGUGAACGCUGGUGAACAGCCUGCACCCGUUAUCUCUGAUCAACAAACGCACCUGAUUACUUUUCAGCCGAACCUUGGCCAGCCAAUUCUCGGUCAGCCGACACCUGAUGACAAAAUUGCUGAUCAGCAGAUGACCGUCGAUCAGACAAUGCGAGGACAGCCUACGCUUGCUCAAUAUAUGCCUGCUCAAACGAUACAAAGUCAUAUGGCGCCUAGCUAUUCACUGUCUAGUCAGCCAAUGUCAGGACAGUUCACGCUUGUUCAACCUACCCCUGCUGAAUUGAUGCAAGGGAACUUAGCGUCUAGCCAAACAUUGCCUAGUCAGCUAAUGUCAACGCAACCUAUGCCACAAGAGCCGAGGCCUACUCAGUCUAUGGCGUCACAAUAUACGCCGGAACAAACUACAUCGUUUGCAGACCAGCCCGUGCCAACACAAGCACUUCCAGGCCAGCCUAUGUCAUUGCAGCCGUUUCCUGCUAAGGAGAUCUCAGGCCCAGGUCAGAAAGUAACUAGCAAACAAAUGACUAUUCCACAUGAGGUACAGUCACAGAUGACGUUAGACCAGGAGACAAUCUAUGCCGAGCCACAACGAAUUUUGCAAAGAGAAAUGGCUCAGACUAUCCCCUUAUCCGCUUCGCAAGCAUCAAUGCUGACUCCUAGCAGAAGAGCUAGCGUUAUUUUCACACGUUCCACCGGUACGUCAGGCGGGCCCUUUGGACCAACAUCAUACUUGCAAGACAGCCAGGAAGAUGAGUCCUUCUACCAGAGCGUCGCAUUGGCUGACCCGCGGGCCCAGCAAGGGAAAAGGCUCUCUCUAGCGCUUCCUAGGCGGUUGGCGUCUGAAAGAACGUCCGUCGCGCAGAUGUGGCAGAGCGAAUCGCCCCCAAGUCCGCCAUCAACGUUUUCCAUGUUAGGCCAGAGGGAGAUGUCUCGAGCAGCUUCCGGAAGGCCGUCCAGGAGCUGGCCCCAGCACGCGGUGGAACUCCCGCCUCGGAGAGCCUCUCGGUCAUUGUCAACUAGGAGGUCAUCGCGAACACGGUACUAUGCUCUUGCCGACCAUGAGACGCUUUCGGGAGCAAUUUACAAAAGCCUGCCACCCCCACAAGAGGCCCACGGCGUCGCGGAGCCGGUCGAGACUUGUUACACGCGACGUAUUUCACAGAGGGGUAUUUCGGAAAGCAGGUCGCCCGCUGCGAUAGGCGAGGAUGCACAUUGGCAACCUGAGGAAGAAGAUUACGAACAUACUUCUCAGAGCCGACGCUCUUCUUCUUGGAGGGAGAAAUCCCCUCGGCGUGCUCAGAGCGCUUCGAGGCUUUACCAGCCGUGGGAAACCCGCUGCGCCGCGGACACAACGCAGCACAUCAAGUACACGGCCGCAGUCGCCGAGGACCUUCGGAUAGCUUCGCUGGCACUCCGGAGGCUGCAGUACGACACCGAGACGGAACGGCGCCGACGAGACUUCCUAGCCACUGAGCUAAUGAAGAGGGCAGCUCUCGCCAGCAGCGAGGUUCGCAGAGCGGCCCUGGCGGCCAUGUACCCCGGGCCGCGCUCUGCGGUGCCGUAUCCGGUACCGGAGGACAGCGCCUUUCCUCCCAAGACGAUGUCGCUGGCAGAACGGAAGCGCAGACUAUGGUCGGAUGUCAGCAGGAAAGCAGCUGAGAAGCCGGCGCGCCCUGCGGCAGGACCCGCUGGCGAACAAAAGCGCGACAAGACUUCUCAUCGCGCGCAUCGUGCUCAGGGCGCACUGCUGUCGGAACCAGCCCGGGAACGCCGUGACUCCGAGUCUACGCACUUCUCGUUCAAUGCGACCAGCUCGGGAGCCGCGGCAAUGCCGGCGGCGCGCAAGGUCACGUCAAAGAGCGCCUUAGUGAGGAAGCCCUCGCGGGCUUCCCUGGCGGCCGUGUCGGAGUCUUCCUCGUCAGAGGGCAGCGGAUGCGACCUGUGUGGAGGCCUGUGGCGGGGCCUGGUGCGCGAAGCCCCAUCCGAGGAGAGCUCGUUACCACAGAUUGACGAAGUGCUGGAGCUGGGCGGUCGCGUCAGCGGUCCGGUGACGUGGCCACUGAGCUGUCCGGGCAGCCGGAAGCGCAGCUCCGUGGCCACGGUGACCGUGCUGAGUGCCGUGCGCAGGGGAAGCCGCAGGGGAAGCCGCAGGCGGCCGUCCGAGAAGCCGAAGCACGAGGCCCCCGACAAGACUGGCGACAUCGAACAGACCAUGCCGUCGCCGCUAGAGGGCUUCCCGGCAAUCUCCGGAGACUUGGUGGCGUCGAUCGCCGGCAAAGGAGACGUCCAUGCCGACGAGUGGAACGAUACAAUGGGCGAGAACACGUGGAGCCAAAAGAAGGGUGACGUCACGCCUCCGGAUCUGGAUGCCGGAGUUCCAGAGCCGGGACAGAACGGCACGACGGAGGCGGAAGGGCCCCCGGUCCGGGAGGACGACGUCGAAACCGGCAUGUCGAAGUUCGCCGAGAGCUCGGUGCACAUGUUCCCCGAGUCGGGCGUGGCCGCCUUCUUCCUGGUCGCCUGCCUGGUCUGGCUGGCCGUGAUGGUGUUCGCCGGGAGCGCGCACCACGGCUCCGUGACGGACGAAGCCAGAACGGGACGCAGCAGGCCGGAUGACGAACACAGCUCGCUGCCAUGGCCUCCGAAUGAACGGCCCACAAGGUAUAGGACUGCACGGCCGCAGACGCGCUCGGGUGCGAGCGUCAAGUGGCUGGUGUGCGACUCGGCGCCGUGCCUGAGCGAGGCCAACCGACUCGCGGCUUUGCUGGAGGGCGAGCCGUGUCGCAACUUCUACGACUACGCCUGCCAGCGGGUGGACGACGCGCCGCCGCUGCCCAUUCACGGCACCGCGUCGUCGGCGGACACGCGACUCGCCGACGCGCUCGAAGACACGCUACUCGCCUACGUGCGCAACGCGGCGCACGGCGACGUGGCACCGGCGCGCGAACUGCUGGCCGCCUGCGGCACCGGCUCGGCGCAGGACCUGAGCGAAUUCGUGGCCGCCUACGUGAGGCCGUCGUGGCCAACCAGCUAUGUGUCGAGCGACCUCGCCGUGUGGGAGGCCGCCGGACGGCUGCUUCGCGAGCUGGACGUGGCGGCGCUGGUGUCAGCGGCGCCCGUGGCCAGGCGCACGGCCACAGUCGCCCUGGGUCCCGCGGAGCUGCUGCUCAAGCCAGGGGACGACGCCUCGCACCGGCAGCUACUCUCGGACGCGGUGCGCGCCGCGGUCGCAUUCGUGGCGCCCUCGGCGGACGUACGCACGGUCGCCGACGAUGUCUUGAAAGUGCUGUCCGAUCUAUCCAAGAUUCAGGACGCAGCCCUGUCGGCGCGUGGACCUGUGCAAGACACGCUGCCGCUGUACAACCUGAGCGCCGGCCUAGCUACGCUGGUGCGUACCGCAAGCUCAUCUCCGAGCUUCACGCCUUCGUCGGUGUUGGUGUUGCCCGGAGUCGACCUGGAGUCCCUCUCGGCGCUCGUGUCUGGUGGUGCGAGACGGGUGCUCCACUACGUAGGCUUCCGAGCGGCGCUGUGGGCGGCACCGUUCGUGUCGACCCCGCCCCACAAACUCAUCAUGGCGCACAUGCUAACGCGUCAGCCGCCGAUCGCCGACAAGCGACGUGCGUGCAGCCGAGCCGUGGGCCACGCAGUGCCGCUGGUGUACCUGCGGGCGGUGCGCGGCGCCCUGGGUCCGCUGACUCUGGCGCGCAUGUGGACCGACCAGCUGGAGGACCGCUUCCUGCGCAGCCUGCCGCGGCUCCUCCCGCAGCCGGGCCCCGACGCGCACCUGGUGGCGCACAGUGUGCGAGACACUCCGCUGGCGCGCUUCUAUCCGGCGCUACUCGCGGACUCCAAGCGCUGGAGCGCCCACUUGCUCGCGCUGGCCGCCGCCAUGGCCAACGCCACGGGCCGCAGGAACAACGCGAUGCUCAAGGUCCGCAUGGCCGCCGCUGCCGCCGACCGCUCGGGCGGCUGGGCCCUGGACAUGCGGCCUGCGUGGAUACCCGGAGGGGCCCUGCGGCUGCCACCCGGGCUGUUCGGCUCCAUCUUGCCGCUCAACAGCUCGCUGCGCACUCUGCAAAUGGCACGGGUGGCAGUGCGCUUGUACACCGCCUUGGCCGCGCGACUCAGGGACAUUCCGGGCGUGUUCGAUUCCCCCGUGCGCGAGUCUCGGGUGGCGAAUCUCCGGAGCGUGGCCGACUGCCUCCGCAACGACUUGGAUGCCAUGCCGCCGGCGCUCAAGAGCGGCUUUCCGCCUGCCAAGGGCCAGCCCUGGGCCCUCUUUGACCAGGCGGUGGGCUUAGCCCUGGCGCACGAUAACCUCGCGGAGAUGCUAGACACCCGACGCAUUUGGGACAAGGACCUACGGCUGAAGGGGUUCGAGAACCUCUCCUCGGACCAGCUGUUCUUCGUGUACUACGCACUGGACAAUUGCCAGCGGUCGGACGCGCAGGCGCAGCGCCGGCUGCCGUGGGCGCUCGGCGCGCAGGAGCGCGUCAACGCGCCGCUCCGCCACUGGGCCCCGUUCGCUAAGCACUUCGGCUGCGUCGACGGAGAACCCAUGGUGGCGCCGAAGCGGUGCACGCUGCUCGGCGCACGCGGCUAGUGCGUGCCAUGAACAGCGCGUGGUCUCGUACUAUAUACAACGAAUGCGCUAUAGUGCCGUUGACUAAUACGAAAGGAACUGACCAUGAUUUAUUAAAUUCGCACAUAUCCUAGCGACA
Messenger RNA from Dermacentor albipictus, 5493 nucleotides. Its product is annotated as bromodomain-containing protein 4-like. Gene Ontology annotation, biological process: protein processing. The record is from RefSeq and is a predicted model, not a curated record. Gene Ontology annotation, cellular component: plasma membrane. Lineage: Eukaryota; Metazoa; Arthropoda; Arachnida; Ixodida; Ixodidae. Gene Ontology annotation, molecular function: metalloendopeptidase activity.